AAUCUGGUGAAUAUAAUCGUCGCUUCUCUGUUUGAUCCAAAUCUUUUGGGGUUGAAUAUUGUACACCAACUGUUCGAUGAAAUGUCUUACAGAGAUUUCGUCCUGAUUCAUUUACCUCACUAAUUGCGAGCCUUCUUGCCGUCGUCACGAAUUCGUAGAAAUUUAGGUUUGCUAAAGCUUGAAGAUGAGUUCUACUGUUUGGUGGGAAGGAGCUGAGAAGACACGAGUUCUCAUAGCCCCAGAUUCAGGUUGUGGCGGAAACAAACCCGGAGAACUGUUAACACUCCGCCAUCCAAAAUCAGAAAAUGGAACAUGCUUCCUUUUUAAUAAUGAGAUGCUUCAAGAACUUCAGUGGUUUAAGCAAUCUUAUGGUUCUUGGUUCUUGGGAGAUUACAUAUCUGAAGAUGGAAGCUUAUAUAUGGCCACUCCAGUUGAUCCUGUUUUCAUAUUGUUGCCUAUUUUCGACGAAGCAAGAAUGAAGAAAGGUGAAAAUUCUGGAAAGUUCAGGCAACUAGAUGAGAUUUUAUUUGUGGAAGGAUAUCCUGGAUAUCAACAUUUGUUGUCACUUGCAGAGAAGUGUAUGGAAAUCGUUUGUCAAACUCAAGAGGUUGGAUCGAUGAAGUUCUAUCGGCUUGAUAACUCGAAAGUCUUAGCUUGGUUAAGUUGUAAGAUCUACUGUUUAAAGAAUUCUCUACCGGAAUUGGACAAAAACUAUGCAGCUCAAGAUGAGAAACAAACAUUGGUAGAUUCCGUCUCAAUUGUAGGAGAGUACCUGAAGACCGAGCCUUGGUUGAAGCUUCUAUAUGAUCAUCUUGGACUCAAAUUUGUUGACCCGACGAUGAAAGAAACCAAUAUGGAGAAUCUUCCAACUGCAAAUGAGAAUAACAUGGCAUCAUCAAAUUCAAUACAGGAGAAAGCGAAUAAGAAGCCAGGAAAACAGACAAAGCAAGCAAAGGUAGAGACUGGAUCAAAGAACAUAAGGGAUAUGUUUUCAAGGGCUUGUAAGAAAAAAUGCUGAAUGUUCAAAAUCGGUUAAAACUAGCCAACUAUUUAUGAUUAUUCUAUUAUGCUAUCGGAUGAUCUUCGCUUAGCUAUAACAUCUUGAACAAAGACCCAACUCCCAAAUGUGUUUAUUCUAUAUUUCUAGCAAAUGUCGUGAGAAUACAUGAGAAUCAUUGUAAUUUGUAAACUAAAGAUUGUAACAAUUAUUACAAUUACAAGAAAAUUCAGGCUCAAUA
Messenger RNA from Arabidopsis thaliana (thale cress), 1238 nucleotides. Its product is annotated as ribonuclease H2 subunit B. The transcript has 11 exons. The record is from RefSeq and is marked reviewed. NCBI's taxonomy places the organism in Eukaryota, Viridiplantae, Streptophyta, Magnoliopsida, Brassicales, Brassicaceae. The coding region runs from base 185 to 1018 and encodes 277 amino acids. Gene Ontology annotation, cellular component: nucleus; ribonuclease H2 complex.